Messenger RNA from Gamsiella multidivaricata, 2395 nucleotides. RefSeq lists its product as uncharacterized. NCBI's taxonomy places the organism in Eukaryota, Fungi, Mortierellomycota, Mortierellomycetes, Mortierellales, Mortierellaceae. The record is from RefSeq and is a predicted model, not a curated record. The transcript is spliced from 9 exons. Gene Ontology annotation, molecular function: long-chain fatty acid-CoA ligase activity; long-chain fatty acid transmembrane transporter activity. The coding region runs from base 304 to 2352 and encodes 682 amino acids.
CGCGUUGCAGCGUAAACUAGAACGGCGCACGCAGCCGAGAGGGUGCAGCCGAAAAGAACUUUAAAGUGGCCCGUGGCCCGAGUGCUCUGAGGGAUCUCAUUCGGCAAUCAACAUCAGCAAUCAACAUCAGCCUCGGCUCAGGAUGAAUGGGCCUGACCCUCCAACCCAUCCGGCCUCCUACUUCUGUCGACCCUUCUAGUCGUCUUUCUUCCUCGCUUCCACCUUCGUUCUCUCACUCCCCGUUCCUCCACAUCUCAAUAUACUCCCCGUCAACUACAGAACCUUGUCCGCUGACGCUCGAAAAUGGUUUCGGUAACAAGCGCCCUGGCUCUCCUAUCGGCCGGGCUCUAUCUUGAUGGCAGAACCCGCUUCUCGCGCGAUCUGAACUUUGGACUCCCUGGCCUUAGAACCAAACUAUGGUUCGAGCGCUUGGUCGCCAACAACGACGUCAGUUUCUACAACCGCUUUGAGGACCAAUGCCGUCUACGGCCCUACGCGAUCGCCCUCGUCUUCGAAGGCCAUUCCUACACCUGGCGUGAUCUCGAACUCGCCUCCAAUAAACUCGCACACUGGUACCAAGCCCAGGGCAUCGCACCCAAGGACCGUGUCGCCAUGUUCAUGACCAACUCCCCGCUCUUUAUCAUCUCCUGGCUUGCCCUCCUCAAGAUCAAGGCUGUCGGUGCCUUUAUCAACAACCAAAUUACUGGGACCGUCCUAUUGCAUUCACUCAAAACCGCCAACGCCCAGCUUCUCAUAUUUGAUUAUACGUUAGUGGAUCCAUUACAGAAAUCGAAUGCGGAGAUAAAAGAGAUGGGGUAUAGGCUGUUUACGAUCACGCCACAGGAGGAGGUGUUGGUGCGAUUCGAUGAACAUGAUAGGGAUCCUUCAAUGAGGUUUUUUGAAUUUAUGAAUUGGCGGGAGUGCAGCUCCGAAGGCUAUUCAAGAGAAUCGCGAAAGGAUGUUGUCAUUGAAGACGCAGCGGCGCUUAUUUAUACCAGUGGGACAACCGGGUUUCCGAAAGCUGCCAUCAUGGACCAUGGACGAUGCACCUUGGCCGUUGGUGUUUGGUCCGGCAUAUGCAAGAUCACUGAAAAAGACCGUGUCUACGAUUGUUUGCCCCUGUACCACUCAGCUGGAGCGAUCAUUGGGAUCGGUCAGAGCUGGAUAUCUGGAAGUACUAUCGUCCUCGCUCGAAAGUUCUCAACCACCUAUUUCUGGAAAGAAGUUCGCGAACAAGAAGUGACCUUGAUCCAGUACAUCGGUGAAUUGUGCCGGUACCUUCUCAAUGCACCCGAGAGUCCCCUGGACAAGGCCAACAAAGUCAGGAUGAUUUUUGGUAAUGGACUGCGGCCGGACGUUUGGAGAAAGUUCCAGGAACGCUUUGAUAUCCCGACCGUCUUUGAGUUCUACACCAUGAGCGAAGCGACGAGUGCAUUAUUUAAUCUUAACAGUGGCGAAGAUGGCGCUGGCGCAGUCGGAUUCCGCGGUCCACUUGUUCGUAAAUUUCAGCCUGGGCUUCGAAUCGUUAAAGUCGACCUUGACACCGAAGAGCUGAUCCGCGACAAGAACGGCUACUGUAUCGAAUGCGAGUUCGGCGAGACAGGCGAACUACUAACCCUCGCCGACAACAAGACCAGUCAAUCUCGAUACAUCGGUUACUUCAACCAACCGAAAAUGUCCUCUGCCAAGCUUAUCCAGAACGCUUUCGAGCCCGGCGAUCAGUACAUGCGCACGGGCGAUCUGCUGUAUCGUACGCGAGACCAUUUCUGGUACUUUGCCGACCGUGCGGGGGACACCUUCCGCUGGAAGGGCGAAAAUGUCUCGACAGCCGAGGUUGCGGAUACACUGGGGCGGGUGGAAGGAAUUGCGUCCUGUACGGUUUAUGGGGUAACGGUUCCGGGACAAGAUGGGCGCGCAGGCAUGGCGGCUGUCGUUCUGAAGGACGGAUAUUGGGAGCCUGAGAAGGAAAAGGAUAUGUUGCAGGGCAUUCCGGAUUCCGUUCUCGGAGGCGAUAAUUCUGUGGAAGGAAAUCCUGACGCUCCAGAAAAAGGUCCCCUUACGACCAUUGGGAUGCGGUUGAACGAGAAGGUGCUGGAGGAGUUUAUGGAUCGACUGAGCACACAUGCGAAGAAGAGCCUCCCGGCAUACGCAAUCCCGAGGUUCGUGCGAAUCUGUGAGGGCGAACUCGAGGUUACGGGAACGUUCAAGAACAAGAAGGUCGAGCUCAAGAAGGAAGGGUUCGAUUUGAGUAUGAUCCAGGAGCGAUUGUAUUGGUGGACCCCAGAGGGACGGUACUCGCCCUUUGGACACGCAGAGAACAAGGUUAUCCUGGCUGGUCGUGCACGGCUUUAGAAGACCGGAAUCUCAAGGUUGUAGUGGGUCGCAGCAUAUGUCU